AUGUCGCCUAUGAUCACCAUUGAUUAUCAAGACCCAGCUCCAAAUUCGCCGACAGAGACCUGCGGAACCCAAGUCUCACGAUGGACACACCCGGUCUUUUGUCAUUUGGCCAUGGCCUUGGUGAUUGAUACAGAGAUGGUUUUGGAUUCGCUGGUAGAGCAAAGCACUGUGGGGAAGCCCGAGAGGAAAAAACUGGAAGAUCGUGGCUACAAGAGCAAGAAUACAAAUCAACAUCCUCGUCACAGGCCUCAUGUCGUCAAGUUCUUAUCAAGGGUGUCCCCAAUUGAUGAAAAGGAUUUGAAAGAUCUCAAACUCACAGAGGUCUGCUCCAAAAAGUCCCCUCCGAUCAACACCACCAGCAUCAACAACGGCAAGCCUACCAUCCAGACCAUCACUUCUCAAGACAAUAGCAAAGAUGAAGACUUGUGUCAACGCUCAAAGGCUGGGAACCAAAGCGAACCCAAGCAGCUCAAGACCUUGUUUAAUGGGACCUAUAAGCUGUGUACACUACGCUUGGGUGACAUCCAGGCGUGCCUUCGUCGAGCACCGAACCCUGAGGAUAUCAAACUUGUCUGGGAGAAACUCGAUGAGACUGUCACCGUCCUUACUGUGGCAUAUUCGACAGAGUUAGCACUAGCUAUGCUCAUUCUACAUUCACGUUACCCUCUAAUGUAG
Gamsiella multidivaricata is the source of this 675-nucleotide messenger RNA. RefSeq lists its product as uncharacterized. The transcript has 2 exons. NCBI's taxonomy places the organism in Eukaryota, Fungi, Mortierellomycota, Mortierellomycetes, Mortierellales, Mortierellaceae. The coding region runs from base 1 to 675 and encodes 224 amino acids. The record is from RefSeq and is a predicted model, not a curated record.